Molecule: messenger RNA, 645 nt
Organism: Galendromus occidentalis (western predatory mite)
Lineage: Eukaryota; Metazoa; Arthropoda; Arachnida; Mesostigmata; Phytoseiidae
Exons: 1
Coding region: 1-645 (214 amino acids)
Molecular function (GO): nucleic acid binding
Source: RefSeq, a predicted model, not a curated record
AUGGAUGGUAUCCACGUUCUGGAAACCGAGAAGGCAUGGUGCACGCAACAAGUGAUCCAGAAAUGGACAGACCUCAUGCUGCCGCAAGUUUCACGCAACGGCAAGAGGGCCCUGCUAGUGUGGGAUUCUGCGAGUACGCACCGCGCCAAGGAGAUGAAGGCUUUUCUCGCCAAAAGGGCUGUGGAUCAGAUCAUGAUACCAGCCGGGAUGACCGGCUACCUCCAAACUCUUGAUCUCGCCAUAAACGAACCCUUCGAAGAUUACAUCAGAAUUGAAUGCAGAGAGUACAUAGAGCACCGAAUGACCCGGAACAAGCGAGGAAAUUUUGUGAAGCCAAGCUUGUCCGAAGUAGUCACUUGGGUCAAAAAUUCGUGGGCGAAAAUUUCAGAUGAAUGUGUUCGCAACGCUCUACGCGCAGGAUACUUGGACAGAAAUAGUUCUUUCGCAGACAGUCUGAUCGCAAAGCAUGAGAGGCUGGGCGCGAGGAUUCUGAGUGAGGCAGAGACGCGAAAGCUAACAGAAGAUCUUCAGGACACAAGCUUUUUCACAGAUAUCCCGGAGAGUGAUACACUGGAAAUAGUUGAAUGUCACAAAAUCCAUUGUUUUUGCUUAAAGUAUUACCGGAUCAACUACGAAUCCGGGUAG